Molecule: messenger RNA, 921 nt
Organism: Zasmidium cellare ATCC 36951
Lineage: Eukaryota; Fungi; Ascomycota; Dothideomycetes; Mycosphaerellales; Mycosphaerellaceae
Exons: 1
Coding region: 1-921 (306 amino acids)
Source: RefSeq, a predicted model, not a curated record
AUGUCGCUUAGCUUGGUGUUCACUGCCGAUGGAAGGCUACAGGAUAGGGGACGUUGGAUGGAAGGCUCGCCAGCAACACCAUCGACAGGAUACCUAGACACUCAGCGACCAAGGCCUGACCCCAAGCCUCCAUACAGCUGCAACAGCAUCAAGCCUCAGAAACACACCUUCUUCCGCCUCGGCCGAGUGUUCAGAUUCCCGUGGUCGGAGACGGCAGGGACGACCGCAUUCGGCACCUUCCACAACGCACACGAGUUCGUCCGAGGACGCGAAAACGGCACACACAUAUACCAGAAGAAUCGAAUCUUUGUGGUCAUCCGAGAGGGACAAGAGUCGUGCACCGUGUUGCCCAUCACAACGUACGGGAAUCAAGGAGUCGCAAAGCUAUUCGUGGACAAGUCGCAGCAUGGUGUGAUAUACACAGGGACAGAACCCACUCCUAUCACAUACCAGGAAGCACUUCGCCCUGGGUCCCUUCAGCAACAUGCUAUCCGUGUCAUCGGCGACCAGCCGACCUGCACUCUUCAUGCAAUGUCCCGCAUCAACUACGGACAAGUCCACACCGUUCAUCACAACGUAGAAGUCGAGAGCAUCGGCAUGGUCCACGAAGCCUCUCUUCCUUAUCUGCUGCAACAAUUCAGAGGCGUUUGGGUACUUCCUUUUCUGGACAUCGUUUCAGACCAUCGUCCGCUUCGCCCUCCUACAGUGGCUACCGACAUCUUCCACGAAACCCAACCACCGCCGCCCUCUGCCAACAAUGCGGCUCACUCUCAACUCGGGGAUCCCCUUCCUUCUGUCGGUAUUGAUAUCCCAACGACACAUCAACCACCACCAACCACAUUUCCAUUGCCAAACACAACCGGUCCCGAGGCGAUACAAAGUACCGCAGCGCACUCACAGCGCGCUGUCGGAGACGGAUGA